This is a messenger RNA of Malassezia pachydermatis, 2013 nucleotides long. Its product is annotated as transcription factor. NCBI's taxonomy places the organism in Eukaryota, Fungi, Basidiomycota, Malasseziomycetes, Malasseziales, Malasseziaceae. The transcript has a single exon. The record is from RefSeq and is a predicted model, not a curated record. The coding region runs from base 1 to 2013 and encodes 670 amino acids.
AUGGAAGCGGGUGACUUUGUCCUGUAUGAUGAUCAGGGCAGGGAUACCGACCUUGGCGAUGUGCCCUCGUUUAACCGCCCCAUGUUUCAAAGUUAUCGUGGGGCAGCCGCGGAUACAUCGCCAUUGUUAGAGGAGGCGCCGGUAGCACAGAUGGCUGGCCCAACCUUGUCAUCCCAAUCCACACCAAUGCUCCCACGGAAGUCGCCGCUACAAAGGAACAACCUGUCUCCGACCAACACUCCCCCACAACCAUCCAGUGGGACGCUCGGCGCUCCCUUGCAUCUGCUUUCGCUCCAAGGCGCUACAGACAGUGAUGCGUCGUCGACACCCAAACUAACGCCAUUGUUUCCGAACAUCAGCACGGAGAGCAACACAAACACGAGCGCUUCUUCGUCACCGAAUCAUGUUCUGACUCCCCCCUCACAGCCGCCGGCAGAUCAACGUCCAUGGAUCAUGCCGACCAACGAUGGGAAUAGCCUCUCGUUUAUGUGGAAACCUAAUGAUCAAAGUGCAGAAAAUAUGCAGCGUUGGAAAUCGUACUGGAAUGCGAAUGGGGGCCCUCGGUCGAACCAACCUCUCUCGACCAACCUGGACUUGGCGCAGAAUCAAAACCAGGUAUCCGCAGGGUUCUUCCCUAUGCCAGCCGAUAAAAUGACCGUGUCACCUCGCGAUUUGCAUCUAGACUACGACGAGGCCACGACUCCACCGGCUAAAUACAAAGACGUGAACUUGUUUGGCGACUCGGCACCCCUGUUUCCUCCUGCGCCGUCGAACGACGAGUCCGGCGCCCAGCCUUCUCUAUCCCAGCUCCCUAUGAGCAUGGAAACAGGUUCUAGCACGGAAGAAGAAGAUGAUGAGGAUGAAAAACCGUUCCAAGGUGGCCCCCAUACACAAACGAAUAUGGGCCAAACGGUACCUAAUGAGCAACUGCUGGAACAGUGGAGCCGCCCCAUGUAUGGCGGCGCGCCGAGAAAUAUACCCAUUCCUUCGCAUCCGCACCACCAGGACUCGAUGUCAUAUUCACAAUUCGGGCCUGCCUUCUCCUCGGUGUCUACCUCCAGUGAGUCUGAAGACGAGGCGGGCGAUCGCACGACGACCAAGCCCUCCACGAAGGGCACGCACUCAGGAGGUCAGCCGUUCCAGCGUUCCGCAUCAGGCACACUAGGUGGAUAUGGCUACAUCCCUCGCAGCCAAGACAGUACCAUGAGUACGAGCACCGAGAGUGAAUCUGCCCCAGAUUCGCGUAUGUCCAUGAGUAUGACAGAGAGUGGGUACACUAGUCGCGAAGAAUCACAACCGCGUAGCCCUACUAUCUUGGACUCCGCGCAGGCUAUCGAGCCCAAGACCGAAUCCCCUCCUUCUACCCUAUCUUCGACAGCUCCACCUGUGCCGACGGCCGGCCGACCACGCCGCUCGUCUAGCCGCACACGUCGUACAAACGAUGCCCAUGUUAUCCCUACUUCCGCGGCAGUUGGCAGCACAUCUUCUGACUCGUCCAGCCCCGAAGCCGACGGUGAUUCGGAUUACGAGCAAUCACACCAUAUUGUGCAUCCCACCCCCAGAGCAUCUCGACGAGGGCGACCGCCACGUUCUGUGGCAGGUGCACAUCGUCGUACAGGAUCGGCCAACUCCUUACACAAUACUGUCGGCCAUCCCUUCGGCACAUCACCGACCAAUUUGCAGGGGAUGACGCGACCUAAUACCACCUCCCCUGUGGCAGCAGGCUCCGCCAUUCGGUGUGACUAUAUCUCACCCAUUACGCAUCAAGUCUGCGGUACAGUCUUCCAUCGCAUGUAUGACCUUGCGCGGCAUCGCAUUACCUUGCAUCUUCGUGAAGAAGCGCAGAUGGUCAAAGACGGCGUUCUGAAAGUGGAUCAGUGCUUGGUGCUUGGUAAGGAAGUGGAUGUUGACAAGGCACUAGCAGAACUGGAAUGGAACUGUCGCGUCUGUGGUGCUACAUUCUCACGCAAAGAUGCUAUGCUCCGACAUGAACGGCUUCGUCAUCAUAGAUAG